Microplitis mediator is the source of this 731-nucleotide messenger RNA. RefSeq lists its product as uncharacterized. The coding region runs from base 99 to 635 and encodes 178 amino acids. The transcript has 3 exons. Lineage: Eukaryota; Metazoa; Arthropoda; Insecta; Hymenoptera; Braconidae. The record is from RefSeq and is a predicted model, not a curated record.
UUUUUUUUUUUUUUUUUUUUUUUAUUUAAUAAACAUAAAAACAAUUUUUUUAAAUUAACAGUUAAAUAAAAUUAAUAGUCAGAUACCUCAUUAUUAAAAUGGAUGAUGUUGAAAAUGACGGACGAGAUUAUAGUGAAAAUAUUGACGAAGGGCCAACGAGCAACGUUGAAACCGAGGGUUUUUUUACAACUGAUAAAAAAGAUACGCAAAAAAAAGAUGAUCCUGAAAAAGAUGGUAAAAUAAAAACAGAAAUAGUUAAACCAGCGGCAAUGGCUAAAGGUCCUUGUGUGUGUAAAAGAAAACAAAAAGGUACAAAACAUCGAAAAAGAAAAUUUAAACGAAAAAGUAAACGACGUUCACUUAAUCCAUUUAUAAUAUUUUAUCUUCAAAUGUACUAUAAAAAUCCGAGUAAAUGUAUCACUGAGGUUGCUUGUGAAGCCGGAAAAAUUUGGUGUAGUAUGACCAGUAAACAAAAAGAAGAAUAUAUUAAAAAAGCGAAAUCACAAAACGGUAAAAUUUUCAAAAAAACAAUUUCAUCAGAAAACAGCCCGAAGAAGGGCCGAAAAAAGGGAAAGAAAAUAAAAUCCGAAGAUAAAAAAAUUAAAAAGGAAAAGAAAGAAAAGAAAGAUUGUUAAUUUUUUUUUUUUAAUUUGAUAAAUAAAAAAAUUGCAAGUUAAUCAUGAAAUACAAGACUAAUUAUAAAUAUUUAUAUAAUAAUAAAUAAAUGAGAA